Molecule: messenger RNA, 1492 nt
Organism: Fonticula alba
Lineage: Eukaryota; Rotosphaerida; Fonticulaceae
Exons: 4
Coding region: 214-1140 (308 amino acids)
Biological process (GO): purine ribonucleoside salvage
Cellular component (GO): nucleus; cytosol
Molecular function (GO): adenosine kinase activity
Source: RefSeq, a predicted model, not a curated record
CGCACACCCACCCACCCACACACGCGCCUGCUUUGUCGCCGUUUGCUGCAUCCCCCUCCCCCCCCCCCCCCCCCCCCCCCCACCCCCCACCCCCCUCUCACCCCCCCCCCCCUACCCACCUCCCCACCCCCACCCCCCGUCAUUGUCGACGAGGCCUUCCUCGCCAAGUAUGACCUGAAGUCCAACGAUGCCAUCCUCGCCGAGGAGAAGCACAUGCCGAUCUACGAGGAGGUCGCCAAGAUGCCCGACAUGUUCCACAUCGCUGGCGGUGCCACCCAGAACUCCAUCCGUGUGGCCCAGUGGAUGCUCCCGGACAACCCCGACAGCACCGCCUUCUUCGGUGGUGUCGGUAACGACACCCAGGGUGAGACCCUCCGUCGCGUGGCCACCUCCGACGGUGUCCUCACUCGCUACCAGGUCAUCGAGGACGGCACCCCCACCGGCACCUGCGCCGUCCUGAUCAACGGCCUCAACCGCUCCAUGGUCACCAACCUCGGCGCCGCCAACAAGUUCAACAUCGACCACCUCAAGUGCCAGGAGAACCUGGACAUCGUCCACAACGCCGAGCUCCGCUUCGUGUCUGGCUUCUUCCUGACCGUCUCUCCGGACACCGCCAUGCUGGUGGCCAAGGACAGCUCCGAGCGCAAGAAGACCUUCAUGCUCAACCUGUCGGCCCCCUUCAUCCCUCAGUUCUUCACCGAGCCCCUGAUGGCCCUCAUGCCCUACACCGACAUCCUGAUCGGCAACGAGUCGGAGUUCCUUGCUCUCGGCCAGACUCUCGGCGUUGCCGCCUCCGGCGAGGCCCUCACCCCGGAGGACGUCGUCCGCCAUGUUGCCCUCAACAUCCCCAAGGCCGACGGCUCGGCCCGCCUGAUCCUCUGCACCCAGGGCGCUGACCCGACCCUGGUCGGCACCACCGAGAACGGCGAGGUCAAGGUCACCUCUCACCCGGCCAACCUCAUCCCCGUGGAGGAGAUCGUCGACACCAACGGUGCUGGCGACGCCUUCGCUGGUGGCUUCAUCUCCCGCUUUGUCCUCGGUCGCCCGGUGGAGGAGUGCAUUGCCGCCGGCAACUACGCCGCCGGUGUCAUCAUCCGUCACUCUGGCAUCAGCAUCCCCAAGGAGCGCCCCGCCUUCUAAAGAGUGACACAUGCAUGCUCACCAUGUGGCCCGCGACAUAUGUGCACCUGCUGCCAUACGCGGCGCCCCGCGGUGUGUAUCCUCUCCGGCGGUUUCCUCCGCAAAGGCCCGGUCGUUCGAAGGUGCCCAGCAAGAGGGAAGGCCCCUCCCCCCCCCCUGAGAAGCAACCUGCGCGGUGCCAAGGGCAAACACACGCUCCUUGUGUAUCUCUCUGUGUGCAUGUGUGCCUGUGUGUGUGUGCGCGCGCGCGCAUGCGCGCCUCUCUCUUUCUCUCUUUGAGCUCACCAUUGCUCCCACCCAAUGACAUACAUUCCGCGCAGACACAUACCCACAAACACAUGAGCCUGAGUCG